AUUUUUUAUUUUCUUGCGAUAGAAACGAAAACACGUACAUUGACAUUGACAACAACCGCAGCAAAUUUCUUCUUUUCUCUGCUUCUGCUUCUUCUACUUACUUUUCACUACUUCGUUGUUAUGUUGUCAAAUCUGAAGAUUUAUUCUCUCUUUUGUUUUAGUUACUUCGACUUCCAGUACUCAAACUUGAACUACUUUUACAGUUGAGUGAAAACAAGAUACGGAAAGAGACUUUCAAGUAUUGAAACUUGGAUUUCUGCUCAAGAGAAAGUGGGCUGUGAAAUCUUGCCACUACACUGCCAUUAUUGUAUAGUGUGUAGUAUUCUGGGCUGUCUCCUCGAGAUAGAUGGGUUCUAGAUUCCCAUCUCAUCAGCUCAGCAAUGGCCUUUAUGUAUCGGGCCGGCCUGAGCAGCCAAAAGAAAGGACACCAACUAUGAGUUCAGUAGCCAUGCCUUAUACAGGUGGGGAUAUCAAGAAAUCUGGAGAACUAGGGAAAAUGUUUGAUAUCCCUGUUGAUGGUUCCAAGUCUAGAAAAUCUGGACCUAUAAAUAGUGCUCCUUCAAGGAGUGGAUCUUUUGGAGGUGCUGCUUCGCAUUCAGGUCCGAUCAUGCCUAACGCAUCUGCCCGAGCUGGUUUCACAUCCGGUUCUGUAUCUUCUGGAGGGAUGUCUGCUUCUGCUUCAUUAAAGAAGUCGAACUCUGGACCACUUAAUAAACAUGGGGAGCCUAUAAAAAAAUCUUCAGGCCCUCAAUCAGGUGGAGUAACACCAAGUGGGCGCCAAAACUCUGGCCCGCUUCCUCCUGUUCUCCCUGCAACUGGUCUUAUUACGUCUGGACCCAUCUCUUCAGGUCCACUAAGUUCAUCUGGGGCUCCUAAGAAAGUAUCUGGCCCUUUGGAUUCUAUGGGACCAAUUAAAAUACCAAGCUCUGUUGCUCAUAACCAGGCUGUGACUGUUCUUAGCCAAGAGGAGGACUUUUCCUUCAAAAGGAAUUUCCCAAAGCCAAUAUUGUGGUCAUUGAUUCUACUAUUUGUGAUGGGCUUUAUUGCUGGUGGUUUUAUUCUUGGUGCAGUACAUAAUGCCAUUCUUCUCAUUGUUGUCGUGGUUCUUUUUGGUGCUGUUGGUGCUUUAUUUGGUUGGAAUUCUUGGUGGGGAAGAAAAGCUAUUAUCAGUUAUAUUGCUCGUUAUCCAGAUGCUGAACUUAGAAAUGCCAAGAAUGGCCAAUUUGUGAAGAUCUCUGGGGUGGUCACCUGUGGUAAUGUGCCUCUUGAGUCAUCCUUCCAAAAAGUUCCUAGAUGCAUAUAUACGUCCACAAGUUUGUAUGAGUAUCGAGGAUGGGACUCAAAAGCUGCCAACCCUACACAUCGUCGUUUUACUUGGGGGCUCAGGUCAUUAGAAAGGCGUGCAGUUGACUUCUACAUCUCUGAUUUCCAGUCUGGGUUAAGAGCAUUGGUUAAAACUGGGUAUGGAGCAAAGGUCACACCUUAUGUUGACAACUCUCUUGUCAUAGAUGUUAAUCCAGCUAAAGAAGAGUUGUCUCCUGAGUUCAUUAGGUGGUUGGCAGAGAGGAACCUUUCAAGUGAUGAUCGUGUAAUGCGAUUGAAAGAAGGGUAUAUCAAAGAAGGUAGCACUGCCAGUGUAAUGGGAGUUGUUCAGAGGAAUGACAAUGUGCUCAUGAUUGUCCCUCCACCUGACCCCAUCACAACAGGAUGCCAAUGGGCAAAAUGUAUUGUUCCAGCUAACCUUGAUGGUAUCGUAUUGAGAUGUGAAGACGCGUCAAAGAAUGAUGUCAUACCAGUUUAGUUCUAUGUCUAUGUGCAUUGUAAGCCUUUCUCUUUAAGGAAUAUUCUUUUCUUCUUUCUUUUUGUCUGUUAAUAUUUGAUGCUGCGGAUGGUAAAAUGGUAGUAUUCAGGAGUGAUGGUUGAUUGUGAUGCUUGAAUAUGCAGUUGGUUGCAGUGCUUAACUCAAUGUAUAGCUCUUCAGGGUUUCUUCCCCUUUAUUUUUUCUUUUGUGAGGAGGGUUGGUUCAGCAGUAGGGAAAUGUAUGUGUGAGCAGAUUGCGGUUAUGUUAUAAAAACAAAAAAAAAAAAAAAAAAAAAAAAAAAAAAGAGUUACCAAGUAUAUUGUCUUCACAUGCAAUCUCUAUAGUGUGUCUACCUUUCUCUGGCUGAAAUUUGUAAGUACAGCUUGUUGAUGCAUUAUAUAAUUUAUAUUGAACUGACUUAUAUUUAGGCAUGAAA
Molecule: messenger RNA, 2237 nt
Organism: Mangifera indica (mango)
Lineage: Eukaryota; Viridiplantae; Streptophyta; Magnoliopsida; Sapindales; Anacardiaceae
Exons: 6
Coding region: 347-1801 (484 amino acids)
Source: RefSeq, a predicted model, not a curated record